Molecule: messenger RNA, 1917 nt
Organism: Amorphotheca resinae ATCC 22711
Lineage: Eukaryota; Fungi; Ascomycota; Leotiomycetes; Helotiales; Amorphothecaceae
Exons: 4
Coding region: 1-1917 (638 amino acids)
Source: RefSeq, a predicted model, not a curated record
AUGGAUGAUCCGUGCUCCUUUGGUCGACCUCCCAUUAGCCAUACUGGCUCAGACAACAUGCACGAUACUGGCUUUGAUCAACAAGGCCCCUACGGAGGAGACGUGGAUAAUCAGACUCUCUACCAGUCUGGCAUCGGUCAGCCACCCUACUUGCUCGGUGACCCACAUGAUGGUGAAGAGAAGUAUGAAGGUCAAUACCACAGUAAUGACAAUAAGGAUGAUCAAGAGGAUGAGGAUGAUCAUGACGACCAAAGUUAUGAGCCCUAUGAAUCUGAACAGCAUUAUGAGGAAAGAGACUCCGACCAUGAUUCAGAUUCCGAAAACCGCGUUGCAAAGAAACCCCUUCAGCCAUACCAAGGGCUUAUCCGUAACGAGGCUCAUUAUGAGAGAAUGAGGAACCAGCGACUGGAAACCGAACUCGACAAGGCUAUCCGUAAGGGUCAAGACUCUGACUUCCCCGAGACUGAAGAGGGGCAACGCGAGUUGGUUGAACAACUCUUCAACAGUAUCAAGGACAUUGAUGAAGUCCUAGACAAACCUGGGAAGAAUGGUAAACCAGCUCAGGCUGUCCGCAGAAUUCGUGAUGGCUUCUACCCUAACAAGCUUAUCGAGGUCAAGUGUUGGGAAAUCCUUCUUGGCUGUCGCGAUGCUGCUUUAGGUGUCAAGAUGGUGGAUGAUUCUUUCAAGAGCCGUCGAGAGAAACAUGAGAGUUUCCGAGCCCGGUUCCAGAAGAUUGUUGACGGCUGCAGAAUUAGCAAGGCCCUGUGCAAGCAGAUCAUGGAUCCGCCUUACAUUCAUCGCCUCAUUGACGCACCGAUAGCAGAGGUCCAGAUGAAACACAAUAACAAGAAGAUCAAUGCCGAGCGUGACAUUCAGAAUGAAAUUGGUCGUAACGCUGUUAAACGAGGCAUCAAGCUUGAUGAUCUCGACCUAAUUGUCAAGUCUGACGAAGUCGACCCUAACACAACUGCCCCAGCCAAGCCAACCGUAAGGAAGACAACAUCAACAAAGCCAAGCUCAAUGAAGGCAGCCCCAAAGAACACAACUCCAAAGAAGCCAGCUCGUCGUGCAUCCUCUACUACGCAACCUCCGAGCAUUAAACGGAAAUCACCCUCUUCUACAAGACGUGUCAAGGAUGAAUGGAAUGACGAUUACGACGGCAGCGACGAGGAUUACUGCUCUCCUGCAAAGCGGUCACGUCGUGUAGCUAAGGCCGAGCCCAUCACACCACGACGUCAAUACGAAAGAAAGGCUCGCCCUCGCAGAUAUGCUUUCCGUGGAGUUGAGUCUACAGGCAGCCCAAUAGCAAAAGCUCUUAGAAAAUCUAGUCAACGUGCUCUUGACCGAAUAAACUCCGGUGGGCUGGAUGAUACGACAUCGCUCCCUGUGGCCGAGCCUCAAGUCUCUAACGAACUUGCUAAGAUGUCGAUGCUAUCUCCUACCUCGUCUGGGCCUCCUGUCACACCUGGAUUAGUCAACACAUCUGAACCUCCAUCGGCGCCAGGAUCAUCUGUUGUUCGGGAUUUGUUGGAUCUUGAGAAUACUUACAAAGAUGCUCUUUGUGACCUCCUUCAUGUUGAUCGAAGUUGGAGCAAGCUCUACGAACUCUUCCAGCUUCGAGCCUACGCCAGAGCAUACAAUAACGAGUUUACCUUCGAAAACUGGUACUAUCCGACGGGCAUAGUUGGCAAUAGACUCAUAGUCUUUGAGGUUGGCUACCAUUGGGAGCAUUUGGCCCAGGCCAUACCAGUUUUCCCAGGCAUUGCUCAUGCAAGGGGCGAUCUUCUUCCCGAUGGUCGGCCAAACAAAAACGCUCCCUAUAUCGAUGGCUUUCCCCCACAAGAAGACCAUUUUAUGAGACAGGCCCUUGGUCUUCGUGCAAAUCCAUUCGGCUUAUAUGAAGACAUCCCAAGAUAA